AUGGAAGAAAAACGACGCAAGUACUCGAUCAGCAGUGAUAACUCAGACACCACUGACAGUCACACCACGUCCGCCUCCAGAUGCUCCAAAAUUCCGAAUACCAAAUCCACCUGGUCGCGCCAGAAGGAGAAGAAGCCCUCUGAGGUUUUCCGUACGGAUCUGAUAACAGCCAUGAAGAUCCCCGACUCCUUCCAGCUGAGCCCCGACGAGUACUACGUCCUGGCCGAUCCCUGGAGGCAAGAGUGGGAGAAGGGCGUCCAGGUGCCGGCGAGCGCCGAGGCCAUCCCUGAGCCCGUGGUCAGGAUCAUACCCCAGCUGGAGAACUCACCUUCACAGGUUUCACCGAGUAGCCUGCCUGGCUCCGAGAUUUCGGAAGCUACGAGGACUUACUUGCAAGGAGUGAGCCGCUAUGACCUGGACGAGCUCGAUGCUUGCUGGUUGGAACUUGUUAAUAUGGAGCUGAAGGAGAUGGAAAAGCCCGAGCUGGAUGAGAUCACCCUGGAGCGAGUGCUGGAGGAGCUGGAGACCAUGUGCUACGAGAACAUGAACAUCGCCAUCGAAACGGAGGAGGGCUUGGGCAUCGAGUACGACGAGGACGUGGUGUGCGACGUCUGCCGCUCGCCGGAGGGGGAGGACGGCAACGAGAUGGUCUUCUGCGACAAGUGCAACGUCUGCGUGCACCAGGCGUGCUACGGCAUCCUGAAGGUCCCCAUCGGGAGCUGGCUGUGCCGGACCUGCGCCCUCGGCGUCCAGCCAAAGUGUCUACUGUGCCCGAAGAGAGGAGGAGCGCUGAAGCCCACCCGGAGCGGGACGAAAUGGGUCCACGUUAGCUGUGCCUUAUGGAUACCUGAAGUUAGCAUUGGAUGUCCUGAAAAAAUGGAACCCAUUACGAAGAUCUCACAUAUCCCAGCAAGCAGAUGGGCUUUGUCCUGCAGCCUCUGCAAGGAGUGCACUGGGACGUGUAUUCAGUGCUCCAUGCCGGCCUGCGUCACCGCGUUCCACGUCACCUGCGCCUUCGACCACAACCUCGACAUGCGGACUAUUCUAGCAGACAACGAUGAAGUGAAGUUCAAGUCCUUCUGCCUUGAGCACAGCACCGGUGCCACCAAAUUGCCCGAGGAGGCACGGACAGAGCCUGACCAAGCCCAGCUGGACUUGGAGAAGGUCACGCUGCGGAAGCAGAAGCUCCAGCAGCUGGAGGAGGACUUCUAUGAACUCGUGAAGCCUUCGGAGGUAGCGGAGAACCUUGACUUAAGCGAAUCACUGGUGGAUUUUGUCUACCAGUACUGGAAGCUGAAGAGGAAAGCAAAUUCCAACAAACCGCUGCUGACACCAAAAACGGAUGAGGUGGACAACUUGGCCCAGCAAGAGCAGGACGUUCUCUACCGACGCUUAAAGCUCUUCAUGCACCUCAGGCAAGACCUGGAGAGGGUUAGAAAUCUCUGUUACAUGGUGACGAGACGGGAGAAAAUGAAACACACCAUUUGUAAACUCCAGGAGCAGAUCUUCCAUCUCCAGAUGAAGCUUAUUGAGAAAGAUCUUUACCCAGAACAAACUGGGAAGAAGACAAGGGGUAAGAAAAGUGACCUGAGAAGGAAAGGAAGAGAUGGUAGAAAAAAUAGUCCCGAGAAGAAAGAGAAAAGGAAAUCAGUCAACGAAACUGUAUUGGGACAACUGGGCUUGUCAACCUCCUUCCCCAUCGACGGGACCUUCUUCAACAGCUGGUUGGCGCAGUCGGUCCAGAUCACCGCCGAGAACAUGGCCAUGAGCGAGUGGUCCCUCAACAACGCCCACCACGAGGACAGCACCCCCGGCCUCUCCGAGGAGCUCCUCCAGGACGAGGAGACCUUGCUGAGCUUCAUGAUGGACCAUUCCCUCAGGUCCCCGUUCAAGCAGAGCGAGGCCACAAAGAGAGUGAAAAGCAAAACGAGAACGAACACUAAGAAAAAGCUGCCCAGGAGCAGCCCCCCCGCCGUGGGUGGGAGCCACCCGGAGAGCUCCGAGCCCUGGACUAACAACGCCAGCGACUUGUCGGAUGAUGCCACCAAGCCCUUCGCUCCCGAUUCCAGACCGAGCAAGUCGGAGAAAGGGGUGGCCAAGCUGCCCGCCGACCGCAAAGGGACGGGCGAGGCGAAAAAGGCGGCCAAGAAGGGCUCUCUCCCGAAAGCCGGUGAGUCUCACCCCCCGGCCGGGGCGAGGGGCUGCGUCAGCAAGGAGGAGGAGGAAGAAGAGGAGGAGGAGGAGGAGGAGACGCCGCGCUGCGCUCAGCCGGAGCCCAGCCCGGCGGCCAAAGUGCCUGACUCCGUAGGUAGCCCCAAAACCGUCGUGCGGUUCAAAUUACCAAAGGAGAGCCGAGGGACUCGGCGGUCACAGCCCCCCAGGCCCGACGGCGCCGGCGGAGCUCCCUUGCGUCGUUUCGAGGCCGAGACGGACGGCUACUUCUCCGACGCAGAGAUGAGCGACUCGGACGGAGAGUCCCGCGGCGGCAGGGCGCAGCGGGGCCAGCUGGAUGCGGCCGGCGAGGACAUCGUCAGGAUGAGCAUCCUGGCAUCCUAA
Molecule: messenger RNA, 2556 nt
Organism: Charadrius vociferus (killdeer)
Lineage: Eukaryota; Metazoa; Chordata; Aves; Charadriiformes; Charadriidae
Gene: JADE2
Product: jade family PHD finger 2
Exons: 11
Coding region: 1-2556 (851 amino acids)
Biological process (GO): regulation of transcription by RNA polymerase II
Cellular component (GO): histone acetyltransferase complex
Source: RefSeq, a predicted model, not a curated record